Messenger RNA from Entamoeba invadens IP1, 870 nucleotides. RefSeq lists its product as hypothetical. The transcript has a single exon. The coding region runs from base 1 to 870 and encodes 289 amino acids. The record is from RefSeq and is a predicted model, not a curated record. NCBI's taxonomy places the organism in Eukaryota, Evosea, Mastigamoebida, Endamoebidae.
AUGGAGCAGUCUAUUAUUGACUUGUUCUUUACUAAAUUUGUCCAACUCAAUCAUUACGCUUCCGAAUUUAAUGUGAUGUGUGGCACACCAGAUUUCCUUCAAGAAGUUAAUGGGUCGACUUUAUUUCGUCUCGAAUACCUUUCAAAGACAUAUCAACAAUUACAAACAGAAGUUGAAAUUUCAAAAAAAUACGAACAAAGUAUAGCGGAAUUUAAAAACUUGACAACAACCCUCUUCCAAACCCUAGAAGAAGAAAAUAACAAAAUCCAAAGGGUUUAUGCCAAGUACAAUAAAUUGCUCGACAACACCAUUGAAUUGUUAAACGAAAAUAAAGAAACACGACUGAAGGAAAUCAAACAGCAAAGAAUUGUCCCAGAAACUUUUUCAAUGAUGAAUUCGCUUGAGAGGAAAGAAAUAGAAAAGAUGAGUGGCCUUCAAGUCUCUGAUAUCAUCUUUGAGGGGAAGGCAUCUGAGUAUUCCAAUAUUAAAGAAUUCUUCUGUAAAGGAAUCAUGCAGAAAGAAAAGUUGUGCAUUUUAAUAGAAGACAAUUUAAAUAAUAAAUUUGGAGGUGUCGUCUAUGAAAAGAUUACAAAACAACAAAAAUGCAUUUGUGACCACAAAGCAUUCAUCUUUGUUCUUGAGAAUAAUGGAGCGUUCGAUCCGAUGAAAGUCAUGUUAAAAACAGCAAAAGGGACUGAGGCGUUUGCUACUAACCAGAUCGAAAGUAAAAAGUUGUUUACAUUUGGGUCAGACAUGUCUUUGACUUACAAUGAAUUGAUAAUAAAAUUUAAAUGUAUCAGUUUUAAGAAACUACUAUUUAAAUUUAGUACCACAGCAGUUAAGAGUAUUGCUGUUAUACAACUGAAGUGA